AGCUGCACCCACGAUACCAUGGCCGUCAUAUACCACGAUUCGUUGGAGUGCUUGGUAUGCAGACGGCGGCCCCCGCAAGGAUUCCUCUACCGCUGUACCGUAGACAGAGAACCGCUGAUCCUUGACGCGGCAUCGAGAGGUUACUCGGCUGCUUUCGACAAGUGCGGAAUGGCCUUCGCCGGAGAGAUGACGCUUGGAAAGUUUGGCGCUGAUGCGCGGAGCAACCCGCACAACCUCUUCAACGAACUCACUCCCGAGCAGCUGGCCUCAUAUACGCCGGAGCAGCUUGCCAUCCUGGUAUCACAACGCGAGAACGUGAGCCCCCGUCUCCGCGGCCGUUUCAUUGCCGAAACUUUGGUUCUGAUGUCGUUCCCAGACGACGACGAAGACGACGACAAGCCGUGGGUGCCCGAUUGGCGGUUCGAGUGCCAGUACAGGGUCUGCCAUCGCUGCCGUCCCGACUCGAGACAGAAAUCCUGGCUCAGCCUUGACGCGGUCUUGAACGGCGACAUCUUGCCAACCGUGGCCACUGGCUUCUCCUUCAGCCUCCAGGGUUUCAGACCAUGCGGGGACGUAAAUGUGGUCAAAACCCUCGGCUGCCGUGCCAUCCCUCUGGUA
Messenger RNA from Thermothielavioides terrestris NRRL 8126, 618 nucleotides. RefSeq lists its product as uncharacterized. Lineage: Eukaryota; Fungi; Ascomycota; Sordariomycetes; Sordariales; Chaetomiaceae. The transcript has 3 exons. The record is from RefSeq and is a predicted model, not a curated record. The annotation marks the transcript as partial.